This is a messenger RNA of Arachis ipaensis, 3306 nucleotides long. The record is from RefSeq and is a predicted model, not a curated record. NCBI's taxonomy places the organism in Eukaryota, Viridiplantae, Streptophyta, Magnoliopsida, Fabales, Fabaceae.
AAUGCUGAAAUAAAAUACCUAGCUGAUAAUCACCUUCCUCCUCCGUUGUUGUGUCGUCGCGCGAAGUGGUGAACGGUGUUUGCUGUUGAAACCUGAAACUGAAUGCAUUGAGCUUCCAUAACUGUUUUCUGAACUAGUUUCGAUUCUUCUUGUGCUUUGUUAAUAACCUAAGAUGACUCGUUCCAAAGCGAACUCGAAGAAACCUCGUGGUGUGGACUUCAAGAAAAUACGGCGGAAGAUUGGGAAGAAGCUGCCGCCGCCUAAGAAUGCAACGAACACGGAAAUAAAAUCUAAAGCGAUUGUUCUUCCGGAGCAGAGUGUAGCGGCGGAUAAAGCCGGCUUAGCGGUGAACAAGAAAGGUUUAACUUUGAAAGAGCUUCUUCAGCAAACAUCUCAUCACAAUGCCAAAGUUCGGAGAGAUGCAUUGGUGGGUAUUAAGGAUUUAUUCAAUAAGUUUCCAACAGAGAUGAAGUUGCAUAAGUAUGCUGCCAUUGAAAAACUUCGUGAGCGUAUUGGUGAUGAUGAUAUGGUGGUCCGAAAAACUUUGUAUGAUCUUUUUAAAUCAGUGAUUUUACCUGGGUGUAAAGAGGAUAAUCAAGAGCUGAUCGUUUCUUUAUUGAUGGCUUACAUUUUUAAUGCUAUGACACAUUUUUCAUUUGACAUUCGGAUCAUGGCAUUUGAUUUCUUAGACCUCGUCCUCCUGUUUUAUCCUCCUUCCUUUUCUUCUUUUGCAGAAAAGAUUUUUCAGAAUUAUGAGGAUAUUCUAAGGAAGAACCAGUACUUUUCCCAGGACCGAGGAAAACUAAAGGAUGCCCUUGCUGGAUUGAUCCGCUGCUUGUCACUCUUGCCAUGGAAUAAAGGAGAAACUAAUUUGGUUAAUAAGAAUGAGAAUGAUCGAAUAUUAUUGCAUGCUUUUCAUGAUGACAUGCCUAGGAGCUCCAAUGGUUUUUCCCAUAUCAUAAAGAAAUUGAGGGAUAUAGCGCCAUUAUUAAUAAAUAGUUUCCUGGAAUUUACUCCAUCGAUUACUGCUAUGUCAAGUAUUGAAGGAAAGUCUUUUGGCUGUAUGCUAUCUAUUCUUCAUGGCAUAGAUCUUAUAAUCAGGUCAUUUGUUUAUGGGGCUGAUAAAGAUUCAGAAUCUCCAAGUAUGGAAGGUGAACCUAAUGGGGCUAUGUGGGAUGUUAAAAUCUCUUCUAUACUGUUGAAGAAAUUAUUUCCUCUCUUCCCCCUCAGUCCAGCUCAUCAUCUUUCAGAAAAGGUAUACAUUCUUUGUAAACCUGAUUUAAUUUGUCAAAGUAGUGCUUUUUUGGGAUUUGAGGCCAACGAUUUACUGAUAGGGUGUUGGAGAAGAGGAUUGGUUGACUUGAACAUGGCUGUUGCAAAAAUAUUUUUUGAAUUAAAUGAAUGGAUCUGUCUUCCUCCUGAUUUGUUGGAGAAAUUUCUUGAGUUUAUGGAACAUGCACUGCUCGGGCAGGUAUGUGAAGGUGCACGAUCUGAUAAUGCUGUCUCGGAAAAGCGUUUGAUUCAGCUCCUUCCUUUUAUUCCAAAAUUUGUUUCACGUGGGGCAAGCUAUUGGACAACUCGUCUUCUUCAGGCAUUUACGUAUAUAUUCAGGGAAAGCAAACCGGGUUCCUUAUUGAAAUUGGCCUGUCUAUCUGCAAUCGAAGACAUGCUAACUCCUAUCCAAGCCAUGCUUUCUCUGGAGACAAGCAAUCCAGAAAAUUUAAAACUUCAAGAAUCUUUAAUGGCUUGGAUUGCGGAGCUACCUCUUUUGCUGAUCCAGCUUGGAGAUAAUCACCCAGCCUGCUCUGAGGUUGCUUUGCGUCUUCAACUUCAUAUAGGACAACGUGCUUUUUCAAACUCAUCACUUGCUUGCAUGUAUGAUGACAUCCAAGACAAGUUGCAAAAUUUUUAUUGCACAUGUCAAGGAGAAGAAGGAAAGAAAUGCUCCGGUUCUUUUGUGAGGCUUCCUAGAGAAUGUCAAGAGCUCUCUUUGUGUUGCCUUUACUAUCUCUCUCAUCUGGACUUGCCUAUUUUAAAGUCAAUAGCUUGUUGUUGCUUAAGUCCUGAACUAGAUCCGUCUGUGUUAUUCCGUAUCAUUGAGAUUCUUCAUUCAGCCUAUAGGGAAGGGCAUAUAAAAAUUGCAGAUCACUUGAGUAUCUUCAUCACCUUGGUCCUUCGUUUUAAAGUUUCUCCUGAAGGUUCUUCUGGUUUGAAGAGUGACAUAUUCUGUCAAACGAUUAAGUCAAUGACAACUCUUCUCUGCUCAUAUAUGGCACAAAUUGGUGGCAAUUAUCUUGUUCUAAAUAUUAUAGAGAAAGUCAUAAUUGAUCAUAUACUGCUAAAGCCUCCUCUGGAUAACAGUUGUUCUCUCCUAAGAAUGAUUGUUACAGUUGAUUCCAAGCCAACGAGACUUUCUGAACAAAGUAUUAUCACACUAGGCACUUAUCUUUCCCAAUAUCUGAUUGAUGCUGCACAAUGCCUUCCAGAAGAUUAUGAUGAGCAGUGCAAAUCUUCCACUCAAUUAACCACUGUCCAUUACUAUCUCCUACCUUGCUUUUUCUUGUUUGAUCGGUGUCAUAAACUUCUGAAUCUAGUGUUAAAGACAAUGGGAUCAGCUGUAGCUGAAAGUAGUUUGUGGCCAAUAUCUGAUAAUUGCACUCAACAUCCCAAUAACUGGUUGGUUAGGGUGAAUGCUGUUGCUUCAGUACUUCUGUUGAUAAACAAGGAUCUCAAGAUGCAACAGAUAAUGUCUUCAUGCAAGGAAGGUGUUGAUAGCGUUAUACAGAAUGUUAGUUCUUUACAGUCAUCCGAGAAGAUAAGUAUGACAAUUGAAGAAAGGCAUAAAAUAAAAUGCACAUAUGAUCGACUAAAAAUCUUAUUGAGAUAAAGGAUGCUUUGGAGGGAGAAACUGGUUCAUGUGAUUUUUUUUUUCAAGCUGCAAAUAGUUUGUUACAUACUCCUCAUGGCAGGCAGAAGGAUUUGGAAAAUGGUUUGUGGGAAACUCCCAGAUUGGAACUGAUUAAGGAUAGACUUCGCCGGAGGAAUUUUGGCAUCAGUUUUACGAAAUCUGAGUUCGUGCUUGCCACUAUCAACUAUUCAACUGCCUAUUAGUUUUUCGAAAGUUCGGUUUGUUAGCAAUUUUGAGGUAUGCUAGCAGUUUAGGGUUUAGGGAGUAGCAUACGUGUGGAAUACUGGGGAAAAAAAUCCCAUUUCUGUAUAUACGGAAUGUGACUAAUUAUCUCUUGCUGUGCUAGACUGCUAGUAAUUAUUUAUAAAUAUUUAUAACUUAAACGGCAUAGUUUUCCA